Talaromyces marneffei is the source of this 1641-nucleotide messenger RNA. RefSeq lists its product as uncharacterized. The coding region runs from base 1 to 1641 and encodes 546 amino acids. NCBI's taxonomy places the organism in Eukaryota, Fungi, Ascomycota, Eurotiomycetes, Eurotiales, Trichocomaceae. The record is from RefSeq and is a predicted model, not a curated record. The transcript is spliced from 5 exons.
AUGGACAACUCCAACACCUGGGAAGAGAUUGUCUCUCAAAAGACUCAACUGCGAGACCAGGCUCUGCAAGAUUAUCUGGUUAAGGAUUUAGAUCAGCGUCUCCCAUCUGCCCAUAACGUGGAUAGACGUUCUCGUCUUGCUAGCGAUCCCAUCGUCCAGGAAAUCACCGACAUUUCUAGUGUUCCGAAUCUCAUAAAAUUGCUUGGUGAAGGGAAAUAUACAGCUGAAGAUGUUGUUUCGGCAUACAUCAAACGAGCUGUGGUAGCACACCAGCUUACAAAUAGUAUCACAGAGGUGGUCUUCGAAGAAGCACUGCAACAAGCCAGAGAAUUGGAUGCUCGUUUCCGGGAAACAGGGCAGCUGAAGGGCCCAUUACAUGGCAUACCCAUUACCCUCAAGGAUCAGUUCAACAUUAAGGGUGUAGAUUCGACCUUGGGUUAUGUUGGCCGUUGCUUUCAGCCGGCCGGCGAAGAUGCCGUUUUAGUUCAGAUACUCAAGAGCAUGGGUGCUGUUAUUAUUGCCAAAACUAACUUGCCUCAGAGCAUUAUGUGGGCUGAGACUGAGAAUCCUCUUUGGGGACUCACAGUCAAUGCCCGAGACCCCAAAUUCACGUCUGGCGGCUCGACUGGCGGAGAGGCUGCCUUGUUAGCAUUGCAUGGAUCUAUCCUCGGCUUUGGCACGGAUAUUGGAGGAAGUAUCAGGAUUCCUCAGGCUGUAAUGGGUUUAUACGGUUUCAAACCUAGUAGUCAUCGACUCCCAUACUACGGCGUCGCUGUAUCUACAGAAGGCCAGGAGCAUGUUCCUUCCUCCAUUGGCCCAAUGGCACGCGAUCUCGAAACAAUCUGCUACAUCAGCCGCUCACUCGCAGACAGCCGGCCUUGGGAGCUUGACCCGAGGUGUUCACCGAUUCCAUGGAAUGAGAAUGCUUUUCAAGAAAUCCAAUCUCGACCUAUGGUUAUUGGCCUGAUUCUUGAUGACGGCGUUGUAAAGAUACACCCUCCAAUUGAGAGGGCGCUCCUCGCUCUCGUCGCGAAACUGGAAGCACAGGGUCAUGAGGUAGUACAAUGGGACACGUCCGACCACCUGCGAUACAUACAGCUCAUGGACCGUUACUACGGAGUCGAUGGGUUCGAGGAUGUUAUUCGUGACGUCACCCGGGCUGGAGAGCCUUUCAUCCCUCAUGUGAGAUCCUGGAUAUCACGUGCCAACGCCAUUUCAGUCUACCAGUACUGGCAACUCAAUAGGGAGAAAUUUGACCUCCAAAAGAUGUAUUUGAGCAAGUGGAACAGUGCACGCUCAGCUUCCGGAAGGCCGGUUGAUGUGCUUCUGUCGCCGGUGUUGCCGCACGCUGCAGUCCCGCAUCGGGCGCUGCGAUGGGUAGGAUAUACCAAGGUUUGGAAUCUGUUGGAUUAUCCGGCUAUCUCGUUUCCGGUUGAUGAAGUGCGGAGAGGCGUGGAUAGCAUGCCGGAUGUUCCUUAUUCCCCCAGAAAUCAACAAGAUGCAUGGAAUUGGAGUCAAUUUGAUGUUGAUAGUAUGGACGGUCAUCCGAUCAACUUGCAAGUUAUCGGGAAGAGGUUCGAAGAGGAAAAAGUGUUGGGGGCUACUACGCUCAUUGACAACAUUUGGAGAGCUGGAAAUUAG